Molecule: messenger RNA, 468 nt
Organism: Anthostomella pinea
Lineage: Eukaryota; Fungi; Ascomycota; Sordariomycetes; Xylariales; Xylariaceae
Source: the annotation of a GenBank genome assembly
AUGGCACAAACGAACGCAUCCCUCCUCCCGCUCAUCCCUCGGGUUUUCUUCCUCUUCCUCGAACCAGUACUCGUUACGUAUGGCGGUCUCAUGCAAUAUGCCACCUCCCACGACAUCUUGGGGCUAUCGGCCUCCAACGGGCCCCUGCCAACCCCAACCCUGCUCAUGCCGUCGCUGUCCGCAAGCUACCUGUUCAGCAUGAUGCUCUACGGCCUCAUCAUCCUGCUCGCCUCGCCGCCGAACAAGCGGCUCGUGCAGCUGCACAUAGGCGUCCUGAUCCUGGCCGACUUCACCCACUGGGCCGGGCUCUUCUCGACAAUAGCGCGGAGCGACCCUCGCGGAUGGCCUGCCGUGCUUGACACGAGCGCGUGGAGCCCGGAGACUUGGACUCUGGCGAUUUACCCUAUUUAUACGCUGGCCAUCAAGUUCGCGACUCUGGCUGGGGUGUUUGGGAAGAUCAAGGGCUAG